Hypomesus transpacificus is the source of this 2546-nucleotide messenger RNA. RefSeq names its product tetratricopeptide repeat protein 39B-like. The transcript is spliced from 18 exons. Lineage: Eukaryota; Metazoa; Chordata; Actinopteri; Osmeriformes; Osmeridae. The record is from RefSeq and is a predicted model, not a curated record. Gene Ontology annotation, molecular function: protein binding. Bases 122 to 1885 code for a protein of 587 amino acids.
UUCAGGAAGACUGAGUUGAAAAAUAGAAUUGAAAACUCAAAAUCCAUCUCUUCAACCACGUACUGGCCAAGUUUAUUUUUUAUUUUUAACAACUUUGUAAAUUCAGUCAAUUGGGGUGAAUAUGUCUGAAUCUGAGAUCAUGACCGACAACGCUGACUUAAAAAAGGUGGACCCCAAUGACUCAUCGAUGCAGGAACCAAGUGUGUCCCACAUGGAUCUGCAGAAUGCCCUGGAGGAAUGCUCCACCGCCCUUGAAUAUUUCCUCAACAAUCGCUUCUCCGAAGCCCUCGAUCUGCUCAGACCCUGGAAGGAUGACAGCAUGUACCAUGCCAUGGGCUACAGCAGCAUCCUGGUCAUGCAGGCCGGCAUGACCUUUGACCCGAGCGACAUGGAGCUGGCCAUGGUGGCACUGAAGGAAGCAUUGCGGACCUGCCAGAAGUUCAGAAAACGAAGCAGCAUCGCGGAGACCAUCACCUACUACUGGUACAAACAGCCGUCUGAUAACCUGACUGAAGAGGAGAUGCACGCUGAGCUGUGCUAUGCUGAGGUGCUGCUACAGAAGGCGGCUCUCACCUUCCUGGACGAGAGCUUCAUCAGCUUCAUCAAGGGAGGGAUCAAGAUACGAAACAGCUACCACAUCUUCAAGGACUGCCAGGUGAUGUCUAAUUUCAACAAAAUUGAGCACAUGAGAAGCCACGCCCACUUCAGAGGUGGAGUCAACAUGGGCAUCGGGUCCUUCAACCUGAUGCUGUCUCUCCUGCCAGCCAGGGUCCUCAGGCUCAUGGAGUACCUGGGCUUUAAUGGAGACCGGGAAGUAGGUCUGUCCCAGCUGAGAGAGGGAGCAGCCAAUGGCAGCUUGCGAUCCAUUCUCAGUACCCUCACCCUGCUCAUGUUCCACCUCUACAUCACCGUCAUCCUAGGUACUGGUGAGACAAACCUGACAGAGGCAGAAGCUCUCCUUGAACCUUACAAGAGCAAGUUCCCGAACGGGGCUCUGAUCCUCUUCUACACCGCCAGGAUCGCCGUGCUCAAAGGAGACUUCACGUUCGGCCAGGAGAAGUUCCUGGCGUGUAUCGGGACCCAGCAGGAGUGGAGGCAGAUCCACCACCUGUGCUACUGGGAGCUGAUGUGGGCUCACUGCUUCCAGCAGGACUGGCUGGAGGCCUACCGCUACGCUGACCUGCUCUGCAAGGAGAGCAAGUGGUCCCAGGCCAUCUACGUGUUCCAGAAGGCGUCCAUUCUGAGCAUGCUCCCUGAGGAGGCAAGGCAGAAGACUGGGGAGGACGUGGAGGAGUUAUUCAGGCAGGUGGAGGGGCUGAGACUGAGGUUUGCUGGGAAGUCCAUCCCUACGGAGAAGUUUGCUUCCAAGAGGGCGGCACGCUACUCUGCCCAGCCCCCUAUCAAGCUGGUCAUCCCUGCUCUGGAGAUGAUGUACGUGUGGAACGGCUUCACCAUCGUGGGCCAGAGGGCCGACCUGACGGAGAACAUCCUGGCCACCAUCCAGGAAGCCGAGGACGCCCUCAGAGACCAGCCCAAUCCCUCCGUCCACCAUGUGGACGACCAGUGUGUGGUGCAGCUGCUGAAGGGGCUGUGUCUCAGACACCUGGGACGCCUGGACCAGGCCGAGGCCUGCUUCAGCCUCGUGCUCUCCAGUGAAAGCAGGAUCAAGUAUGACCACCACCUGGUUCCCUUCACCAUGUAUGAGCUUGGCCUGCUGUACCAGAAGCAGGGGAACCAGGAGAAGGCUGUCACCUUCAUACAGAACGCCAAGCUCAACUACAAAGACUAUUCAAUGGAGUCCAGGCUACAUUUCCGUAUCCAUGCGGCACUCAACAACAUGGGCCCCAAGACCCCCAAACAGAAGAGGACAUCUGCCUUAGAGUAACGGCUCCUGACCCCCCGACUCAGAGACACGGAUGUGAUGGACACGACUUAUGAACCCUCUGUCAUUUCAUAGUGGGAGGAAAGAGACUGUCGAUGUGAAAGAAUUGAAUGCGAGUCAGUGCUGUCUCCAGGAGGAAGCUGCAGAGAGUGUCUCCAGGUGUGUUUGCACAUCUGUUGUCUUUAGAUAUGACGCGUCAAACCCAGAAAUGAUUUAUCAGUACAGGUGGAGGAUAUACAUGGAAAACAAACAGGUGGCCCAUUCACACCAGUCAUUCAUCCACACUCACAUUACCCUGAUGAAUAUAGGACAGGGGGCCCAGAUCAUUUAGAAUGUUUUACAUUUGUAUUUUAUUCUAAGUUUGGUUGGUCUGGUCGGUUUCGGCUUGAGGCUUUUCGGAGAGUGACGUCUAUUCCCAUAUAUUGUGUGUGUGCUAUCAGACAUAUUGUAUUGGAACUUGAUCUUUGAAAUACAUUAUAUUCACUGCAGCCAAUCUGUCUUUGUUAUUUUUGACAAACGUGUAAUGUGUGAAAAGUCCAGUACCAGUUCCACCACAUAUAGUACACAUGCAACACAGAAUCAGAAUGACAAAUCGACAGUUGAUCUUUAGCACUAAAUGGGUCUGCCAGCGGCGGAUUCAACAUUCUCAAAAUAAAGACUCAUC